This is a messenger RNA of Fragaria vesca subsp. vesca, 1990 nucleotides long. RefSeq lists its product as uncharacterized. The record is from RefSeq and is a predicted model, not a curated record. Gene Ontology annotation, molecular function: UMP kinase activity. The transcript has 7 exons. Bases 1 to 1533 code for a protein of 510 amino acids. Gene Ontology annotation, cellular component: cytoplasm. Lineage: Eukaryota; Viridiplantae; Streptophyta; Magnoliopsida; Rosales; Rosaceae. Gene Ontology annotation, biological process: UDP biosynthetic process.
AUGGCCUCCUGUGACGACGACUUCGCUAUCCUCGGCAGUAACGACUCAAACCCUAACCACCGCCACGCGCCUCCCGCCCCCCACCGCAUUCCCCCUCCCUACGCGGCCCGCUUCGCCACUCGAACCAACCCACAGCCAGUCUCCAGCGGAGAAAAAACCAACGCCGGCGAAGAUCAGGACGACGGCGAGGAGUACGCAGACGCCGCCGCGUUCAACCCCUUCGACAGCGGCACGGAUCAGAACGACGUCGCGUCGAAGAGGAAGGACCAGUCCGAUGAGCUCAGCGACGGAGCCGGCGGCGGCGGAGGCGGAGCAGGAGGAUCAUCGUACACUAUCAUCAGGAGAUCGAAAUCCUCGGCGGUCUCCGCCGGUGAGUACCGGAAGGAUCGAGAGGAGUGGAGCGACGGCGCGAUCGCUUGCCUCCUCGAUGCGUACCUGGACAAGUUCACGCAGCUGAAUCGGGGAAAUCUGAGAGGCCGUGAUUGGGAGGAGGUGGCGGUGGUGGUGAGCCAGAAGUCGGAGAGGCAAACCAAGAGCGUCGAGCAGUGCAAGAACAAGGUGGAUAAUCUGAAGAAGAGGUACAAGCUCGAGAGGCACAGGAUGACCAAUUCUGGCAAUUCGCCGAGUAAUUGGCCUUGGUUCAAGAGAAUGGAGCAGAUCGUCGGCAAUUCGGUGCCGACGAAGGCCACAUCUGAUGAUGACAGAGGGGUUAGUUCCUCCGGUAUCACUCCUCUGAAAUCAAAGAGAAAUGCAAGUGCAAUUACUAGUCCUGCACCUCUGAUGAAUAAGCAUCCGAAAGUUUGUCUUAAAUGGCGAAGAGUGGUAUUCAAAAUCAGUGGUGCUGCUCUAGCCGGCACUGCUGCUAACAACAUUGACCCGAAGCUGACAAUGCUGAUUGCGAGAGAAGUUGCAAUGGCUUGCCGCAGUGGGGUGGAGGUGGCAAUUGUUGUUGGAGGUCGCAAUUUCUUUUGCGGAAAUACAUGGGUGAAUGAAACAGGUUUAGACAGAAGUACCGCAUACCAGGCUGGCAUGAUGACAACUGUAAUGAAUUCGAUAUUGCUCCAGUCAGCAUUUGAGAAGAUGGGAAUCCAGACUCGUGUUCAAAGUGCAUUUUCUAUGCCAGAGCUUGCUGAACCAUACAAUAGGCAACGGGCCAUCCGGCAUCUCGAAAAAGGCAGGGUUGUAAUAUUUGCUGGAAUUGGUGCAGGCACUGGUAAUCCACUCUUUACGACUGACACAGCUGCAGCACUUAGAGCUUCGGAAAUCCAUGCAGAGGCAGUACUCAAGGGUACCAAUGUUGAUGGUGUGUAUGACCGCACUUCUCAAGACAAUAAUUUUACGUUCCAGCACAUCUCUUUCAGGGAUUUGGUUGUCAGAGGAGAGCAUAACAUGGACACAAUGGCACUAACCUUAUGCGAAGACAACAGGAUUCCGGUUGUGAUCUUUAAUCUACUAGAGGCGGGAAAUAUAUCAAAAGCACUUUGUGGAGAACAAGUUGGUACCCUGAUUGAUCAGGUUCAAAGUCUGAGCUAAUUUAUAAAACUCGGAGCUGUUGUAUCUUUAGGUCAGUAGCCCUAGGUAGGGGUCAAGUUAGGAGUAUUCGCGGUUGCUGGGCUACCUGCUGAGACUGCAUAUCCUUGGCAAAACGAUUUGUCACCUGACUAUGCAGAGGUAGAGUAUAGAUUCUAACUAUUGUAGCAUUAGCUAGUGAUUGAUGAUUACUUAAUCGACGAUCAUCUUUAAGUUAUCCAAAUUAUGGUGGUGCUAGUGUUCUUUUUAUUGUCUUGUAAAUGGUAUGAACUUGGUGAGAUAUUACUUUUGAGGAAGAUUGUUGAUGCAUAUGAGGAUAGCUUCUUUAUUGGUACAUUUAGUAUGUAAACUCUAUCUAUGUUCUAAGUUAUGAUCCAUGAAACACUGAAAUUAUUGUUGUACUUCUCUGUGUAAACUUUAAAUCGUAUAAAUGCAUCUUGGAACUCCUACAUUUCUUUAU